CUUAUGCCUUUCUUCCUAACCCAGCUAUUUUCAUCAAUUGCUAUUUCUCUCUCUCUCACUCUCCUCUUCUCUUUCUCUCUCUCUGCGGCUUGCGUAAAUCGCCCAUCAACCAUGUCAGCUGAAUCUGCAUCUGCAAUUCCCAAAGGCCAAGUUGAUUUGCUGGACUUCAUAGACUGGUCUGGAGUUGAAUGCCUUAAUCAGAACAGCAGCCAUUCCAUUUCCAACGCCCUCAAGCAGGGAUACAGAGAAGAUGAGGGUUUGAAUCUGGAGAGUGAUGCUGAUGAGCAGCUUCUUAUUUACAUACCAUUUAACCAAGUUAUUAAACUUCAUUCCAUUGUUGUCAAAGGUCCUGAGGAGGAAGGUCCUAAAACUGUGAAGCUUUUUGCUAAUAGGGAACACAUGGGGUUCAGUAACGUCAAUGAUUUUCCUCCAAGUGACAUGGCUGAAUUAUCUGUUGAUAAUCUUAAGGGAAAACCUGUCACAUUGAAGUAUGUUAAGUUUCAAAAUGUUCGCAGUGUGACAAUUUUUAUUGAGGACAAUCAAUCUGGUACUGAUAUUACAAAAGUUCAAAAGAUUCUUCUGUAUGGAACAACGGUGGAGACAACAGAUAUGAAGGGUUUGAAGAAGAUUGAGGAUCAUUGACCUCGAGAAAGCACGGGUCUACAAGAAAAUCCAUACUUCGAUUUCUCAUUUUGAAGCAAGCAUUUUCGUUACCAUUGUUAUGGUGUACUAUAUGCAUCAAGUUCUACGAAAUUAUAUGCCCUAAGAAACAGUCAGCACCAGAUACCAUUACAAAAGAAUUCACAACUUUGGGCAGUUGAAAUCUGGAAGAAAAUUUUAAAUUUGUACACUUAUUUUCACCUCUCUGAGAUUCUUUCUUGUAUGUUGUUAGUUGUGUGUAUUGCAGGAGAAGAAAGCUAGCUGGGUUGCUCCCACAACCCACAACCCUACCAUUCAGCCAGCAUUAACUUUUGGUGAAGAUUAUUUUAUAAUAAUGCCUCCAGAAUCCA
Molecule: messenger RNA, 1010 nt
Organism: Ipomoea nil (Japanese morning glory)
Lineage: Eukaryota; Viridiplantae; Streptophyta; Magnoliopsida; Solanales; Convolvulaceae
Product: PITH domain-containing protein At3g04780
Exons: 8
Coding region: 4-642 (212 amino acids)
Source: RefSeq, a predicted model, not a curated record